AUAAUCCUGGUGUAUGGGGAUUCCAUUGCCAUAUUGAGUGGCAUGUACAAUCGGGAUUAGUUUCACAAUUCGUCGCUCAACCGGACAAAAUUAAAGAGUUAAAAGCACCUGACGAUUGGAAAGCAUUGUGUUCUAAAU
Molecule: messenger RNA, 138 nt
Organism: Dentiscutata heterogama
Lineage: Eukaryota; Fungi; Glomeromycota; Glomeromycetes; Diversisporales; Gigasporaceae
Source: the annotation of a GenBank genome assembly